CGGUGCAGUGUAGCUGCAGCAUCACAGAAAGCAGGAGGUCUAACUCACAGCAAGAACAACCUAUCAAACCGUAACCAUGUCAGACCUUUGCGUUGGAAUCAACGGAUUUGGCCGCAUUGGCCGCCUGGUCCUCAGGGCCUGCCUGCAGAAAGGGAUCAAAGUCACAGCCAUCAACGACCCCUUCAUUGACCUGCAGUACAUGGUCUACAUGUUCAAGUACGACUCCACCCACGGGCGCUACAAGGGGGAGGUGUCUCAAGAGGGAGACAAGCUCAUCGUCGACGGCCAUCCUAUCUCUGUAUUCCAGUGUAUGAAGCCCGCUGAGAUCCCAUGGGGCAAGGCCGGCGCUCUGUACGUUGUCGAGUCCACCGGAGUCUUCCUCAGCAUCGAGAAAGCCUCUUCUCACUUGCAGGGUGGAGCUAAGCGCGUGGUAGUCUCCGCCCCCUCCCCCGACGCCCCCAUGUUUGUGAUGGGAGUCAACGAGGACAAAUACGACCCCUCCAACAUGACCAUCGUCAGCAAUGCAUCCUGCACAACUAACUGCUUGGCUCCCCUGGCCAAAGUCAUCCAUGACAGCUUUGGUAUCGAGGAGGCCCUCAUGACAACAGUCCAUGCCUACACUGCCACCCAGAAGACAGUGGACGGUCCCUCUGCUAAGGCCUGGCGCGACGGCCGCGGUGCUCACCAGAACAUCAUCCCCGCCUCCACAGGAGCUGCCAAGGCUGUGGGCAAAGUCAUCCCAGAACUAAACGGCAAGCUGACCGGAAUGGCCUUCCGCGUCCCCGUGGCCGACGUCUCCGUGGUGGAUCUCACCUGCCGCCUCUCAAAACCCGCCAGCUACACUGCCAUCAAGGAGGCCGUCAAGAAGGCUUCCCACGGAUCCAUGAAGGGAAUUCUGGGAUACACAGAGGACUCUGUUGUGUCCUCUGACUUCGUCGGUGACACCCACUCCUCCAUCUUCGACGCUGGUGCCGGUAUUUCUCUUAAUGACAACUUUGUCAAGCUCAUUUCCUGGUAUGAUAACGAGUUUGGCUACAGCCACCGUGUCGCCGACCUCCUGUUGCACAUGCACAGCAAGGAGUAAACAUCAGUCUGGGGAACCAGGACGAGAACCGCAUUCCUUCUUUUUUCCAGCCACUUAAGAGUCAUAGCUGAAGCGCUAGCAUCCCACAAAGUCUCUACAAGACCACCUAGUCUCUGUAGUGAUCUGUGUGUGUGUGAGUGAGUGAGUGUGUGUGUGUUUUUCCUUUCACCUAGAGGUGCUUAUGAGUUGAACAGUAUUUGUGUCCGUGUCACCCCAUGAAGCGUUGCUGUAGGUGUUCCCAUACUGGAUGUUACGGUUAUACUGGCGUAAUAAGACCAAUGGUUUAAUGUGCUAUGUUACUCUCUAUAAGAGAAACUAACUAUCAAAUAAAUAGUUUGAAAAAACA
Messenger RNA from Clarias gariepinus (North African catfish), 1430 nucleotides. It is a transcript of the gene gapdhs, whose product is annotated as glyceraldehyde-3-phosphate dehydrogenase, spermatogenic. Gene Ontology annotation, molecular function: NADP binding; NAD binding; oxidoreductase activity, acting on the aldehyde or oxo group of donors, NAD or NADP as acceptor. Gene Ontology annotation, biological process: glucose metabolic process. Bases 77 to 1084 code for a protein of 335 amino acids. The record is from RefSeq and is a predicted model, not a curated record. The transcript has 11 exons. NCBI's taxonomy places the organism in Eukaryota, Metazoa, Chordata, Actinopteri, Siluriformes, Clariidae.